This is a messenger RNA of Pantherophis guttatus, 8842 nucleotides long. RefSeq names its product heat shock protein family A (Hsp70) member 12A (gene HSPA12A). The record is from RefSeq and is a predicted model, not a curated record. Lineage: Eukaryota; Metazoa; Chordata; Lepidosauria; Squamata; Colubridae.
AGGGGGGUGGGGGGAGAGAGAGAGAGAGAAGCUCGCUAGCAGCGGGGUCAAACGCUAACCUUUCCCUUCGGCUGUUUUGCACGCCAGGCGUGGGUGGAGAAGAGACGGAAAAGCGGAUCGGGGCGGCAGGGGGUGGGCAAGGGGGCUUGUCUGGGCUCCUCAUCAGCAGAUCUGGAAAGGAAGCGAUUGCAGCAGAACCGGCUCCUGCCCAAUGGCUCAGACUGCUGAGUGAGAGGCGCGCUCGUGGGUUUGCUCCCCUCCCUCCUUCCCUGCUGAUCUCGCCUCGCGUAAUUGAAGUAGAGAGCGGAGGGCGCAGUAGACGCCUUCAGACAUGGCGGGGACCGAAGGCAUCGCAGCAGAUGCAGUUUCAACAUCUGCCUAUGCAUCUCCAGCAAGAAGUUUAGGAGAUCCAGGAAUCACACCAUUGUCUCCUUCUCACAUUGCGAAGGACUCAGAUGCAAAUCAUGCCGAGGAGCAGACAUUUCUUGUUGUGGUGGCUAUUGACUUUGGCACAACUUCCAGUGGUUAUGCUUACAGCUUCGCCAAGGAACCCGAAUGUAUUCAUGUAAUGAGGCGAUGGGAAGGAGGAGAUCCUGGUGUGGCCAAUCAGAAGACACCAACAACUAUUCUUUUGACCCCAGAAAGAAAGUUCCACAGUUUUGGUUAUGCGGCUCGAGAUUUCUAUCAUGACCUAGAUCCUAAUGAAUCAAAACACUGGCUAUAUUUUGAAAAAUUUAAGAUGAAGCUCCACACAACCAGUAACCUGACUCUGGAAACUGACUUGUCAGCAGCAAAUGGCAAGAAAGUCAAGGCCCUUGAAAUAUUUGCCUAUGCUCUGCAGUACUUUAAGGAACAAGCAUUAAAGGAACUGAGUGACCAAGCUGGGUCAGAGUUUGAAAAUUCUGAUGUGCGAUGGGUCAUCACAGUGCCUGCUAUCUGGAAGCAGCCUGCAAAGCAGUUUAUGAGGCAAGCUGCCUACAAGGCAGGCAUGGCCUCCCCAGAGAUUCCUGAACAAUUGAUAAUUGCCUUGGAACCAGAAGCUGCAUCAAUUUAUUGCAGGAAGCUCCGCCUUCAUCAGAUGAUAGACCUAAGCAGUAGAGCGCCUGUCAAUGGCUACACUCCCAGUGAACCUAUUGCCUCAGGUUUUACACCAGCAAAAGAACAUAUUCGACGAAAUCGACAGAGCCGCACAUUUUUGGUUGAAAACGUCAUAGGAGAAAUCUGGUCCGAACUGGAGGAAGGUGACCGUUACAUAGUUGUGGAUGGGGGAGGAGGAACAGUUGAUGUGACUGUGCACCAGAUCAGGUUACCAGAAGGACACCUGAAGGAACUAUACAAGGCAACAGGAGGCCCAUAUGGUUCUUUAGGUGUAGACUAUGAAUUUGAAAAACUUCUGUGCAAAAUAUUUGGUGAAGAUUUUAUUGAACAAUUUAAAAUCAAGCGACCUGCUGCCUGGGUUGAUCUGAUGAUAGCGUUUGAGUCUCGCAAGAGAGCAGCAGCUCCAGAUCGGACAAAUCCACUGAAUAUCACCCUGCCUUUUUCUUUCAUUGACUACUACAAGAAGUUUCGAGGUCACAGUGUAGAACAUGCCUUAAGGAAAAGCAAUGUGGAUUUUGUGAAGUGGUCCUCCCAAGGAAUGCUGAGAAUGAGUCCUGAUGCAAUGAAUGCCCUCUUCAAACCUACAAUUGACCAAAUUAUAGAGCAUCUCAGUGAGAUUUUUGAAAAACCUGAACUGACAAAUGUCAAGUUCCUAUUCCUUGUGGGUGGAUUUGCAGAAGCCCCACUUCUACAACAAGCUGUCCAGAAUGCUUUUGGUUCAAAAUGCCGAAUCAUCAUUCCUCAAGAUGUGGGGCUUACCAUCCUCAAAGGAGCAGUCCUCUUUGGUCUGGAUCCUGCUGUCAUUAAAGUGCGUCGUUCCCCCCUGACCUACGGGGUGGGAGUCCUGAAUCGCUACGUGGAAGGGAAGCACCCUACUGAAAAGUUGCUAGUUAAAGAUGGCACCCGUUGGUGCACCGAUGUCUUCGACAAGUUUAUCUCGGCUGACCAGUCCGUGGCGCUUGGGGAGACCGUGUCCCGCAGCUAUACCCCUGCCAAGCCUUCUCAGCUGGUCAUUGUGAUCAACAUCUACAGCUCGGAACACGAUAAUGUGAAUUUCAUCACUGAACCUGGAGUGAGGAAGUGUGGCACACUGCGCUUGGAUCUCACAGGAAGUGAGAAAUCCGUGCCAGGCCGGAGGGAAAUUAAAACACUAAUGCAGUUUGGAGACACUGAGAUUAAAGCCAUGGCAAUUGAUGUUGCCACUUCUAAAAGUGUAAAAGCUGGCAUUGAUUUCCUAAACUACUGAUAUUUUUUUUCUUUUCUUUUCCAUGACCCUCACCACCUAUUGUUUCAAUGUUCUGUUCACUGGCUGCCAAAAACAUCCUGCAUUUUGGCUAGAUAGAUAAAGCAUAGAAGAAGAAAGCAUCAGGAUUUUUGAUUAUUAUUAUUUUUUGCUCUUGAAAUUACCUAUUCAGAAUCUGAACAUAGUUAUCAGGUGCUACACAGUAAAGUGAACAACCCAAAUAUGUAAUGAAAAUUAAGCGCUGAAAUAUUACUGCUCUAUUUAUUUGGGAGACAUGUCUCUUUACUUGAUGUCUUUCAAAUGUUCUGAAUUCUAGGGACUAAUAUAAUCUAACCUGUUAUUUCUACAUUUAGGGUACUUUUUUUUUUGAACCACUAAAAGUGAAAUUUAUAACCAUGAUUUGUGGUUAACAGUUUCAAAGUAGAAAUAUCUUUUCAGCAAUUUUAAAAGAUAACCUCUCUUAUUUAUAUGAUGGAGAAGGAAUACUGCAAUUUAAGCAUGUCAAAAUGCAAAUGAACAGCUGCUGCAAAUCAGGAUUAGAAAUUGAGUCUUUGUAGCACAAAACUGUUACUUCUUUAUAGGAUCAAAUGAUGUGUUGGUGGGGGUUUGCUUCUGUUCAAUGAAGUUUUAAGUUGGUAAAUCUGUUAGAGCUGUAAUCUUACUAAAGAAAUGAUCCAGUAGUAACAUUUGUGGGAAAUGCUGAAGCAAGAAGUAUACUUAAUUUCUAGAUAAUGCCAACACAUUGGAACAUUAUCAUUGUAGGAAAGGAAUUCCUCCCCCCUGUGGAGAGAAGUGACACUGCACCUGAAUAAUUGGCCAUUUAUAGUUUUAAAAACAUUCAAUUACAAUGUUCUGUCCAAUUAAUUAACACCAACUUUAAUUUUGCAACACUGAUGCUUGCAUUUCCCUCUUUUUCAAUAUUGAAUAGAAAUGCUUCCCAAAGAUUAAACCAAUUCUGUAAAUGAGAAAGUGUCUCCACUUCCCAUUUUACUGUUGGCAACCUCUGGCUUUAUUUAUCUAUACCUCUCUCAGCCAGUUCUUGUACAAAACAAAGGGUGUGUGGUAGCAAUAGUUAACCAGAGAUCAUCUCUAUCCUCAGGUUGUAGAGCGAAAGAAUCCAUUUUCAUUGUCUUUCUCAGCCAUGCCAAACAAAGGAAAAACUUCCUGUGUUGAUCCUAGAGAGUGGUAUCUCAUACAAGAAAAGUGAUAACAUUUUCCUGGGGCCAACUUAAUUAUUUGAUAAAAUAAUUUAUAUAAAUAUAACUCCAUAGAAGUUACUCAACGUUUCAUUAAGAAAAUAAUAUUAAAUUCACAACUAGGCACAAUGUCAGUUAUAUACCAAUCCCUGCAGAAUCAGAUGCUCUCCCUACAUCUUCCCUUUGGAAUAACUGCAUAAACCAGGGGUGUCAAACCUGCUUGCACCGCGGGCCGUAUUGUGGUGUAUCACAACGUUUUUGCCUUUGUGGAGCCGGGGUGGGUGUGGCCUGCACAAGCUGUAUCUGACCUAUGGGCCGCCAGUUUGACAGGCCUGGCAUAAACUGAUGUUCAAGAAGUUGAAUGUUCCUUGAAGGAAAUGUACUGUCUUCAAUUUAGCUCCUUGUGAGCUUCUUCCAUUCUGUGACCAAUAGCCUGACUUUAGCAAUAGGCUCCAGGAAAAGUAACUUCUUGGCAGAGAAAAAGAAAACCCUGCAAAAAAGUAGUUGAGCUGUGUUAUUUCUGACCAGAAGAGGGAGUACAGACAUUAUUUCUGAGAUCACUUAAAUGGCUUCCAAGGGACACAACAAUACAUUCAACCUGAGUGAAGCUUUAAUUGACUUAUGUCCAAGAAGGGAGAAUGAAACAUCAAUCUUCACAUAGAAACUGACUAAAACUCUAGUGCCAUCUUGUCCAAACUGGUGUCAUCCAGUAGUGUUGACCUGUAAAUCCCAGAAUUCCCAGGCAAGAUAAUCAGCAGCCAUGUUGUAUAGGAUUUCUGGAAGCUACAAUGUCAAAACUCCCUGAAAGCACUACAUUGUGGAAGAUCCCUAGCAACAGGGGGUUGCCUCUGCUCAGUCUGUCAAAAACUGCCUAUGCCAUGGACAAAUCUUUGAUGUGACUAGAUGAUUUGAUGAAAAUACACUGCCAGCCUAGUGUGUCUUUCUAGGCUAACAACUUACAAUAUGAAGCUGCUUCCAGUUGAGCACUACAAUUCAGGGCUUGAUAGGUAGCUAAUUCCAACAUGUUGGAUUUGAGGCCAAAUUCAUGACAGCAGAAGGGUCUGUUUUGUCAGCUGGAAGCUGACACUUCCCCCCCCUCACAACACUGAGAAAACACAUAGUCAUCCACUGAAAUCCAUUAUGCUUUCAAGAUGUCUGAAAGCUAAUUGUUUAGCUGGAUCUUUUUUCCUAUUAGCUAUGCAUGAACGAAAAGCCAUAGAAUCAUUUUUUUCCCCUCUCAAAAUCUCAGAUUUCUUAUUAAACACAUAAUUUAGGGACAAACUUUGCAUCAUACAAACACUUUGAUUUUCUAGGAAGAAUUAAGGUCCAUUUUUGCAUUAUAUCUUAUAAAUAUUUCCUGAUAGAAUGAAAAUAAGCUUUGAUUUACUAUCAGAGGAGUAGAUUGGGUCAUUUUAAUGACAUCUAAACUUUUUCCUCCAAUAAUUAUUCCCUUGGAAUAAUUAUAAAGUAUGCAUGCUGGCAUUUCUUCUUUCAUCCUGACUGCUGCGUUUUUAAAAGGCAUAUUUUUUCCCUGUAUGAGUGAAUGAAUGCCUUUCUGUAGCUUUCAAAUAAGCAACUCCAUGGAAUGAGCUAUGAACAAGAAUUAUUUGAUGUAUAUACAAUAUUUAAAUAUUGUACAGAUGUUUUCUUUCUGAAAGUGGUAUUUUCUUGUACAGAAUGAUCUUUAUCCCUGUUGAUUUGCAUCAGUGUUUAAUUUUAAAUAAUAUAGUUUCUUCUGUGACUUCAGUAAUUACAGGCUUUUAAAGAUGACAAGAGAUGUAAUGCACAAAGAUGAUCUUAUAAUAAGGGGAGUGGAGUGUCAGGAUGUCAGACAGUACCACAUUAUUCUCCGUGCUACGCAAAUAAUAGCUUACAGACACAGUGCUGGAUUUUUCAUUAUUUUUGCUUUAACAGGUACAGGCUGCCUUAAUGCUAUGCAUCUGUGUUCUGCUUUGGAUAAUACCUACUCUAUAUAGAAAGUAGAUGAUCAGUUACCACAUUUUCACACCAAAUGAACUCGUUUCAAGGCAUACAUUUUAUUUUAGUUAUGUCUCUUCUGCCAGACAAAAACUGAACCACAAUGAAGCAUCAGGAAGGAAGGGCCCCCAGCAAUGGCAGAUGAGUUGAAGUUAGUACAAGCCGGUACCAUCCUCUGAUUACAGAAAUAUAUCAAGCUAAGUCAGGAAUCGGCUCAAUAUAAAAUCACACAUUGGAUACUUUAAUGCCUGGAUAAGCCUCAAAUGAGUGUUUCUCAAUCUUGGCAAGUUUAUGACAGGUGGACUUCCAUCGCCCAGAAUUCCCCAGGUAGCAAGCAUGGGAAUUGAAGUGCACCCGUCAAACUUGGCCAAGGUUGAGAAACACUGCAAUAGAACCAAUGGUACUUUUUCUGUAUUAUGAAAUCUAUAUCCCAAAUUGUGGAAACACAAUUGUUGACUGAGUCACACAAUUUCACUGUAACCGUACAGUGUACAUACUUCCGUGUUUUCCCCAAAAUAUUUUUUUGAACCCUGAAAUAAGUGCUUGGCCUUAUUGCCAUGUACUCAAAAGCCUGAUUGGACUUAUUAUCAGGGGAUGUCUUAUUUUGGGGAAAACAGGGAACAUUUCAUUUUUUUCUCCUACUCCCAUGACUAUCUACUUGCUACAUCAUCAUAACCUCAAUAGAAUGCUGGUUUAUGACUUAGAAUUAACAUAAGGGCAGAAAUGAUUAAAAAGUGCCACAAGUGCUUGCUGUUCAUUACUGUGGCUUUAAAAGUCAUAACUUUCAUGAGUGAUUCUUUGAAGCUGUAACCUCCCCCCCCCCAGCAGAAGCUGAAAAGGUCAGACUACUUCAAGCAAUAGCAAAAAAUGGCACUGGCAGGAGGUGUGAAACAUUUAUUUCCUUUUCAAAGUGCAGGACCCUCUUUCAUAAUGGAGAUACAAAUUUUAACCCAAUACUGCACUUCAGAAAUAAGCCCCCAACCCAGCAGGGCUUACUCCUGGGAAAAUGGUUUUAGAACUACAGUGCUUAUGACUUGUAUCAGAAAAACUGGAUGCAACUACGUAAUUUCCAUCAGCCUACUUCAGAGCAGGUUUGUUGCAGGAAGGAAAAGUUUAGGGAUGUCUAAACUAUCAGCACUUUUUCCCUCAAGCUGUUGAAUUGUCAGCUUGUGUGAGGAAGAAAUUUCAGUCACUUCAGAUCCUUCUUGCUUAUUCUUUUCUUUGCACAAAUGCCGUCUUGUUCUGACUUUGAGGAAGGCUGAUUAGAAUCACUUUCCAAUCUGAAUUGUUUUUCAAAGCCAUAGGUUUAUCAAUCCACUUUUGACAAAUUCAUUUCCCCCUUUUACAUAGCAAACCAAAUUUAAAAUGGAUUCCUGCAACAACACCCCUUCCUUUCCAGCAUAUAUUUAUUGAAAUAUCCUCAUUUGAUUUUAGAUUACUUUUCAAAGAGUUAUAUUUCUGGUACAGAAAGCUUGAUAGGAGCAAGGUUUAUUUUUGUUAUAAACUUUUAUUUUCCCUAAACAAAAGUGCAUGCAUAGCAAGCAUCUGUACUCCUCUGUCUUCAUGAAUCAAGCUAUCAACAAAUUAGCUACUAUUCCAGGUCUAAAGUACUAUAUUCCUACAUUAUUGAGAAGCCACAUACUUGUGAUGCAAGGUGUUAACGUGUCGCUUGCGGGAGGCCAGAGGUCCUUUAAUUUCUGCAUAAAGAUUUGUUCCUUUUUAAAAAAUGGAUUACAAUAAUCUUAAAGUUAACCAGUUGUUUAGCAGUGCAGAGCUUACAUGAAAAUAUUGCCUUUGGAUGGAGAGACAUGUAAGAUUCUGAACUGAUUAAUGCCUCAAUGUGCUUUGUUUCAUAUGCCUGCAGCCAAUGAAGGGAGAUAACUCGUGGAGGGCUGCUAUGCUUGCAAGAUAUAUAGUAUAGCCAACAAACCACUUCAGCUAUAAUCCUGCCAACAGAAGUACAAAUAUAUUGGCUGAUUUGCUCUUUUGGGGCUUGUGCUACUUUUAGUUAUAUAUAUAUAUAUAUAAAGCUUUCGACAGUUUUUAGAAUAUAUAUACACAUGGAUACACAAACAAAUAUAGAAUGCCACUGAUAUAAGAUUCAGGUUUUGGGAAAAUAAUUUUCUUCCCUGCUGUCACCUCCGCCCUAAACUGAACAUAAUUUUGCUGGAUGUUCUCUCUGCCACUCAGGUUCCACCCUCCCCUUCCUAAAAUAAUAGUGGAAAUAGGAUAGAUGUUUAAUGGAACAGUUUAGAAAUAGAAUAUGUAAUCCUGUGACAACUUCAGGCUUUAUUAUGAAGCACUAGGUUACACUUAAAAUAAAUGGUAAAUAAAUACUUAUUUAUAGGUAGAAUUUAUCCUGUCUUAAGUUGGUAGAAACCACCAAAAUGCAAGUAGGAAAUUGGAAGUUUCCAAAUUAUAAACUCUUAUCUACCAUCUGCUGCAGUAAUGGGUUUCAAUUUCGUUCGCGACUGGUUUGGUUGUGGGUGCGCGCGUGAUACUUCUGCGCAUGCACAGAGAUGUCCUGGUGGAACCUCCCGCCACCACUGCUACCAGUUAGCCUGAUCCGGGCCAAACCGGUAGCAACCCACCACUGAUCUGUUGGUUUCUUGCAAAUGGACAAGAUGUUGACUGUGUGAAAAGACACAGGUUCAAGUCCACUCUAAGCCACAGAAAUGUGUGGGUAACUUUGGGCCAAAUGCUUUCUUAACAGUCCAGCUGAUCUCAUGGAGUUGUUGUCAGGAGGGAGAAAAAUGGAGUCUCAAGUGCACCACUUUGAGUUCCUGGAGAAAAGGCAGGAUAUAAGAAGAAACAUAAAUGAAGUUAUUUAGUAAAAUAAUUUAAUAAAAAUGUUGUAAAAGGAAGGCUUGUUCUACUGAUAAAAUCUUCACCCUGAACAGCAACAUUUCUCUGUUUUCAGUAGAAGUUUCUGUUAAGGCAAAAUCUUAAGAAAUCUGGAAACUAGAAAACUUGUCAAUCAAAUCUGGGCUUGCUAAAAGAGAUCUCUGCUAUUUGGAUAAGCAAAUAUAUCAAUAUGUUACAAGAUCUACUUUUCAAACAAGGAUUGUGUAAUAAUUAUGGCAAAUUGCAAUAUUUAUGGGGAAAAAAAAUCCAGGUACUUGUAGGUUGUGGAGCAUAAGGCCAAUAUAUACAUCUAUGCUUGGAUAGCUUCUAAAAGUUUAUAAAAACAAUCUGGUCCGUGUGAUUUCAUUGACUGCCUGCCUUGUUCCAGAUUCUUAAAUACCACUAAAUUCUGAAGAUUAGAGUUUAUUACAUUUACAUCUGAAAACUGCUGUUCAAAAUUUCAAAUAAAUUAGUAAAUCAUGUU